Molecule: messenger RNA, 3968 nt
Organism: Adelges cooleyi (spruce gall adelgid)
Lineage: Eukaryota; Metazoa; Arthropoda; Insecta; Hemiptera; Adelgidae
Gene: CCAP-R
Product: cardioacceleratory peptide receptor
Exons: 14
Coding region: 589-1851 (420 amino acids)
Biological process (GO): G protein-coupled receptor signaling pathway
Cellular component (GO): membrane
Molecular function (GO): vasopressin receptor activity
Source: RefSeq, a predicted model, not a curated record
CUCAUCGGUCCGAGUGAGUGGAUUUCGCGUUGCCGGUUUGGUUGUUGUCUAUUUAUUCAAUUUUUUAUUUGCCAGUUUUACACGCGAUAUUCAUAUUUUUAUUCAUUAGUAUUAUUGUACAACAACGGAGUCGAUCGUUUCCACAUAUCUAUAAUUUUUUAUUUCAUUCGCCUUUGUCCUAUUCCAUGUAUUAAAAUCGUUACCGGAAUAAAGGACAAUAUAUUCGUUCGUCGGCGCCAAAAAAAAAAACGGCCAUCACGGCGAACAUUCAAACAAAGGGGAAAACCACUUGUAUUAGUCGGUGAACAUUUCAAAAAACAAUAAUUAUUUUCAUCAAUAAACGGCCAACAACCAAAAAGGGCACAGUAAACGAUUCCAUUACCAGCCGGAUCGUGUACUUAAAGCAGACUAUUAUUUCCACAGAGAAAUGCCUAGACCGACGACGGCAGAGCUGUGUCAGAGCACAGCGUUAAAAGGCGGACGAAUGCAGCUGUCGGUCGACCGUUGCUGUUGCUGUUGUUGGAAUCUUAACCCUUGUUAGACGCGGCUAAGACAGCCCAAGACAAAAGCCGAGCAAUACACAAUAACAUGGCCAGCACUACUGCAAUGGUCGUCGAUGGCGGAGAAGAAGGUGGUCAGCUGCUGCUGACGACGGCAAUGACGACCACCCAAAGAUAUGUCAACGUGUCCGACGUGUACGCCGACGACGGGAUUAAUUCUUUCUAUUUUUACGAAACCGUACAGUUCACCGUCUUGUGGAUACUGUUCUUGUCCAUUGUGUUCGGCAACGGAUCCGUUUUGGUGGCGUUGUCGUUCAACAAAGCCCGGAAGAACCGCAUGAACUUCUUUAUCAUGCAUCUGGCGCUGGCAGAUCUGUUGGUCGGACUGGUCAACGUGAUGAUCGACAUGAUAUGGAGAACGACCGUGACCUGGACAGCCGGACCUAUCGCGUGCAAAGUCGUCAAGUAUUUACAGGUGGUCGUCACGUAUUCGUCAACAUAUGUGUUGGUCGCAUUAAGCAUUGAUCGGUACGACGCCAUCACUCAUCCCAUGAACUUUUCCAGUAGCUGGCGCCGGGCUAGAGUAUUGAUUGGCUGUGCGUGGAUUUUGAGUUUUUUGUUCGCCGUCCCCAGCGUGUUCAUUAACGAAGAAAUGAUAAUUCAAGGCCGUACUCAGUGUUGGAUUGAGCUGGCGCCGUGGCAAUGGAAAUUCUACAUAAGUGUGGUGGCUACUACGGUUUUCGUCGUGCCGGCAAUCGUCAUCAGCGGCUGCUACGCCAUUAUCGUCUACACAAUCUGGUCAAAGAGCAAACUAUUGUCGCCAUCCAAGAACAACACCACACUGCAACGUGGAACCAAAAAACCGGAAGAGCACGACAUAAGACGGUCCAGUUCCCGGGGAAUAAUACCAAAGGCCAAAAUCAAAACCGUCAAAAUGACAUUCGUUAUCGUUUUCGUUUUCAUUCUUUGCUGGAGCCCGUACAUAGUGUUCGACCUGCUCCAAGUUUACGGAUACAUACCAAAGACCCAGUCGAACGUGGCGCUGGCCACAUUCAUACAGAGUUUGGCACCGCUAAAUUCUGCCGCAAACCCCAUCAUUUACUGCCUGUUCUCCACUCACAUCUGCAGAUCUCUCAGGCAAGUGCCUCCGUUCAAGUGGUUGCUGUGCUGCCGGAACGGCACCCAAGAACAACUUAGCUACACGGAAACGUUGACCUCGUCCAACCGGCCAGUGAACACGUCCCUUCUGCGCAACGCUACCGUUCACGUCCACUCGGUGGUCAGAGCUCCCAUGCUGAACCGGAUGGGCAUUUCGACGGAAAAGAACAGCUACGCCGAUUCACUGCUCUAAGAUAACCACAGCAACGACGACGGCCCUCUAAAAAUAAUCGCAUGCCAGUGUUGCCAACUGGGACUAGGGUCAAAUUUCCCUGAUCUUUAUUAAAAAAGUCCCCAGAUACGAUACGAUAUCCCUAAAUACGUACACCCAUAUAUUUUUGUAGGUUUUGUGCUACUUAAGUUAAGCUAUUGUCCAAUCAUUAUCUUAAAAUUUUAAUAGCCAAUGAAAUAAAUGUGGUUAUAUUAUAUGUACUACUCCGUUUGCCGGGGUCCUAAUGAUAACAGUUAACAAUGAUUAACAUUAAUUAGAUUUUACAAAAAAAAUCCCUAUACAAUAUUGUAAUUCCCUAAAUAUGGGGAUAAAUCUCUAUAGUUGGCAACACUGUGACGCAUGCAUUUGUGCGCUGAAAUGGCCAACAAUGUCUCCGCGCAGUACCGUUCUCUCGUGAGACAGAAAAUAAUGUAUGAUAAUUUAGGUGGCUUCUAGUAAUCAAAAUGUGGCUUUUAUUUCUCUAGAUAAUAAUUCAAUACAAAAGUAGAACAAAGUCAAAAAUCUACAAUAUUGAAAACGCAUAAUUAAAUACAUUUAUAAUAAUGAUAUCUAAAAUACUUAAUCGACUUUUUAAAAUUUUUAUUGUUCAUCCGAUAACAUUAAUUUAUGUUAUACUAUAAUUCCCUGUUUUUCAAUAAAGCAAAAAAAAAAUUAUAAUAUUCCUAUUUUCUAUUGUCAUAGUUUUAUUUCUGUUUUUGUAAGAACAAAAUUUAAAUAAUGCCAAACAAAUUUUUAAUAUAGAUUUCCAUUCGAAUUUUUACAAACAUGCGAAUGAAAUUAACUUCCGGGUCCUGGGACUUAUCAAUAAUACCAUCAAAUACUACCUAUUCAUUUUUGAUAUAAAUGUAUAUAUUUAGGUGUAUAAUAUAUCUUCAGGUGAAAAGAUAUUUCUCUAUUUGUUAGAAAAUCUAGUUUUAGUUUUUACAGCUGAUGUCAUGUACGUGGAAAAUAACCAGAAGAAAAAGAGGAAUAAUUUUUUCUACAACUAAAAAAGAAUCAAUUUAACGUGGCGUUAUAUUAUAUUAAUCUAUAUUUAAAAAUUCUAUAUUUUUAAAUGUCAACUGUUUAAAAUUCAAUAUUUAUAACGCAAAAAAAAUUAAUAACUAAAAGAAAAACAGAAAUUUAAAUGACCUAAAAAAAAUUGAGAAAUAUUUUUUUACCUGAAGUCAUACUGCUGUCACUAGUGGAAUAGGAAAAAGGACAUUAUUUUAGGUCCACUAUAAUAUAUUUGUGUGUAUAAUAUAUAUAUACAUGUUUUGUAUAAAUAUUAGUUAUUAAGUAUUAUUAUUAUUAUUACCUAUUAUAUUAAUUAGAACAUACAUUUAGCUAUAUUCUAUGACUGACUUGAGCCCUUUUACUUUAUAAUUAUUAUAAUAGUUAUUUCUGUACAAACUUACUGUACUUAUUCCUUAUAUUAUAUUGUAUCGUCUCGAUUCCUAUAACUCGUACUUAUGUGCUACUCAUUACGUCAUAUUACAUGUACAUAUACUAUUAUAUUAUAAUAUAUAUAUACAUAUAGAAAAUUGAAAAAAUGUGUUAAAACCAUAACGUUAUAUUAGAUUAGGUAUUAUCGUAACGCUAUUAUAAGAUAAAACCGAAUAUCUUAGCUUAUUCAAAUUGGUAGCAUAACAUAUUAAAAUAGAUGGUUUUUUAAUUAUAUUAUAACUACGAGUGCCAAACGAUAACGAUACCUAUUUACAUCUGUUUAUUUAUGUAAUACAUUGUUUAUUCUGUGUGUUGUAUUAUACCGUUGAGUAUAUAUACUCAAUGAUUAUACUUUGGAAAUUUGUGCUUAAAUUACAAAACUCAUAGAACAAAAUAUAAAUUUAAGUAUUGUACAAGGUGCGUUGUUAAAAAUGCCUCCGAUAUCAAUUUUUUUUUUAACGCUACAACAAUGAUUUAGUGCAAAAUUGAAUGUCGCAAAAACAUUAUUUACAAAGUAUUGUCAAAUCUAGAUUUAAUUAUUGGAAAUAAAAAAAUGGUUUAAAAUAUAUCAUGUGAAAGUGUUACAGUUGUAAUAUUGUACUUAAAAUAAAAUAUUUUAGAAACUACGUACAAAAAUAUAUCGUUUUAUAUCG